ACCUUGGAUUUCAUUUUAUUUAAUUAUUUAUUGAUAAAAAAUAAGUCUUUAUAAACUCCUUUUUAAGUUCUUAUACUUUUUUUUACGUGAGAUCUUAAACAUUAAAAACUAUUCAACAAUUUUCUUUGACUGGUAUAGGAUAUUUGGAUGGAUGGGCAAUGGUUUCUAUUCCUCUCUCAUAAUUUUCUUCCUCAAUAUAAUAAUCUUCUAUGAUCAAGCUCUCCGCAUGGGAGGACAGACUGCUGAUAUGGCUGCCUUGGGCACUACAAUGUUUACCUCUAUCAUAUGGGCCCUCAACUGCAUUGCACUCACUGUGAGCCACUUUACAUGGAUCCAACACCUCUUCAUCUGGGGCAGCAUAGUCACUUGGUAUUUGUUUCUCUUUACAUAUGGCAUGCUGUCUCCCACAAUUGCUGGUAAUGCCCACCAGCUUCUCGUGGAAGCCCUUGCUUCCGCACCCAUCUAUUGGCUAGCUACCCUCUUAGUAACAGUUGCUCAAAAGACGUUGAGGAUAAACGCAUGUGGACUAGGGAGCUCUAAGGCAAGACAGAAAACCAAUCUUGGGUUCUUAGCACGUGUGGAUGCAAAGAUCAGACAAUUAAGGGUGAAGUUGCAGAGGAAACAACCAUCUCUAGAGCAAGUGCAUGAUAUGAUGUCCCCAAUAUCAUAACAAUGCCCAUUAUUUCAGUUUCCUUUCUUGAAUAUUGUUAGGUAAUUUUUCUUUUGGCCAUUUGUAGUUUUCAAUUGAGGCUUCUUUUUUUUUCUCUUUUUCGAUUCAUUUGUUCAUUUCAUUUAGAGGUUGGCUAAGGUAUUCUUCAUAUAUACUGAAAUCUAGGUAUUGUUAUAUGUACACUACCUAAAAGUAUAAAUAUAUAUAUAUAUAUAUAAGAGAAUUCGUAACUUGUGGAAAGACAGUUAAUAUUUACUAUUUUAUCUCUGAGAUUGGUUUGGGUACAAGCAUUAAUUUUUUUGGCCAGUGUGUAAUGCGUAAUUGAAGCUAGAUAAUUUGCUGGAUAACACUUGCUUGUGUGCUAAGGAAAUUAGGAUUUUUAUGGUAAACCACACAUGCUCCUUUUUGAAACUUUUUUCCCUUAGGAGAUGCUCUUUAGUGAGAGGAAUGGAAUGGGAUGGCAUUAUAGAAUUGAAUAUUUUUAUAAUGAAAAGAAUUGAGAUAA
Messenger RNA from Rubroshorea leprosula, 1175 nucleotides. Lineage: Eukaryota; Viridiplantae; Streptophyta; Magnoliopsida; Malvales; Dipterocarpaceae. The record is from the annotation of a GenBank genome assembly.